Aspergillus udagawae is the source of this 417-nucleotide messenger RNA. RefSeq lists its product as uncharacterized. The record is from RefSeq and is a predicted model, not a curated record. NCBI's taxonomy places the organism in Eukaryota, Fungi, Ascomycota, Eurotiomycetes, Eurotiales, Aspergillaceae. The coding region runs from base 1 to 417 and encodes 138 amino acids. The transcript has a single exon.
AUGCUCAAACUCUAUGUCCUUGUCUACAAAGGCGAACCUCUGGACUACCAUGAAUAUCGCCACACCGCUUUGUACCUGAAGCUCCCCGACAACCAAAGUUUCAUCAUGCACAUCCUGGGCACGCAGGGAAUGUUCGAAUAUGCUCAGAUCAAGAACAAGGAUCCUUCUGUUGUGGGAUCGCUCGCAAAAGUGGUGCCUGUGGCUGAUAUCUCCGAGGUGGUCGGCUCAGGACCCAUCCAGUCCACCGUCGCCAAAACACUAAUCAAGAACGGGCCGCUGGACCUGGACUGGAACUGUCAGCACUGGGUUGGUGAAGCCUUGAGUAAACUUGCAGAGCGAGAGUAUAUCACUGUUACGGAACGCGCUGAAGCUCUCGAUCGGAUGAUGGAUGCGUGUCUCGAGGCCAUGGAUGAUUGA